GCACAUGUAGAGUUUAUGUGGUCCUGGAGGUGACCAGUGGACAUCACUCUCCUCUGGAACACUCGCCACUCCACUAGUUACAAUUCACUCUUCUAGCAGGAUGCGAUGGUUGGUUGUAUGUACACUGCUGCUGACCACCACGGCAGCCAGGGCUAACUUUUUGGACGAGUUGUGGGAGCAUCUGAUGGAUAUCUUCAGGACUUUUGAGUCAGUACCUUACAAGGUUACCAGGACAGCUCCUGGGUACGAGGAGAGGCUAUAUGAGGAACAGAAAUGGGUAUGCACGCAGGAGACAAAGAAAAGUGAUCCAUUGAACAGCCUAUUCUGGCGACUCUUCCAAUACAUCUCCGGACACAACCACAACAGUGAGUACAUCGCCAUGACAGUACCAGUGACCACGGAGUUUACAAUACAAAGCGCCAGUGACAAGACUUACACUAUGUGCUACUACCUGGGGUUACAGCACCAGGACGACCCUCCAGCACCUCUAAACUCUCAGGUGUUCAUCCAGGAACGACCACAGAUGACUGUGCUUACAAGGACGGUGGGAGGAUAUCUGACAAGUGAAUCUGACUGGAUGGAAGAGGCUGGUAAACUGGCAGCUGUCAUACAGGAGAACGGAGAGACUGUCUCUCUUAACCAUAUGUACUGGGCUGGCUACGACUCGCCCUGGAAGUUCUGGUCUCGCCGUAAUGAAGUCUGGUUCCCAGUAUCUUAAAACCAGUAGCCACGCCAAAAAGGGGGCUGACUUGCAGGGGGACUUCAGCCCCCCUCCCCCCCCCCAAAAAAAAUCUCUCAGUCGACCAGAACCCUCAAAAAAAAAAAAAAGUAACAGUAAUAACGCUGUUUCCAAACAAGUUUCGUAGCCUCGACUUCAAACCAGACAGCAAUCUGUCAUUCCUAGUGUAGAAAUUGAGUACUUUCUUCUGAAUACUUUCUUUUGAGUGUUUCUGCAUUGUACAUUAUAGCAGAAUUUUGUGUUUUUUUGUGCUUGUAUCAUUAAAGGACCGUUAUAAAGAUUCUGGAACCAUUUUAAUAAAUGUGAAGUAAAACUGAUCUUAUUGAUAUAUAUAUAUAUAUAUUAUAAUAUAUAUAUAUAUAUAAACACUGAUCUCUGGCUGAAAGAGACUCGAACCUACGAAUCUUAGAACAAGGUACGCAGUGCUAUACCAAUCUACCCACACAGGACAACGUGUAGCUUACGCUACACGUUGAUCCAAGGCCUUAACUUGAGCCUGACUAUCCUCAUAAAAAGUCUUAAGUUUCAGUAAGGUAUCACGUAUUCCAUACACUUGCAACAUUGCUCCGUUAUAUACCAUAUCAUAUACCUUUUCCAAAUCCAUAAAUGCAACAAAAACUUCCUAUCUCUC
Molecule: messenger RNA, 1370 nt
Organism: Cherax quadricarinatus
Lineage: Eukaryota; Metazoa; Arthropoda; Malacostraca; Decapoda; Parastacidae
Product: heme-binding protein 2-like
Source: RefSeq, a predicted model, not a curated record